Dioscorea cayenensis subsp. rotundata (Guinea yam) is the source of this 979-nucleotide messenger RNA. Its product is annotated as LOB domain-containing protein 2-like. The transcript has a single exon. The record is from RefSeq and is a predicted model, not a curated record. The coding region runs from base 96 to 788 and encodes 230 amino acids. Lineage: Eukaryota; Viridiplantae; Streptophyta; Magnoliopsida; Dioscoreales; Dioscoreaceae.
CUUCUAAUUAAUAUAUAUUACACUCCCUUAAUUCUUUUUCCUCUCUUCAAUUCUUUUUACUAAUUACUAAUUACUGCAGUUAAAUUUAGAUUACAAUGCAGAAAAACGGAGGAACUGCAUGUGCUUCAUGCAAGCACCAGAGAAAAAGAUGCUCAAAGGAUUGCACACUUGCACCAUACUUUCCUGCAGAAAAAGCCAAGCAAUUCAAUGCAGUGCAGAAGGUUUUUGGAGUCAGUAACAUCACAAAGAUGAUAAAAGAAAUCAGUAACCCGGAAGAUCGGCACCGGACCGUCGAAGCUUUGAUUUGGGAAGCUGAGUGCAGGAUGGUGGAUUCAGUGCUUGGGGCUUAUGGACAGUACCAAAAAGUUUAUGAAAAAAAGAAAAAGCUUGAGGAGUUCAUAAAUAGUGCUCAAUUUAGUUGUUAUUUUACACAGAAUAAUUCAGUUCAAAACAAUAACAUUAAUCAUCAUCAUCAUCAACAACAACAACAACAACAGCAGCAGCAGCAGCAGCACUUACAACAGCAUCAUAAUUUUCAUGAGAAUAAUGUAAGCUUAGUUCCAAUGUGUUUGGAUAAUAAUACUGCUGUGAAUUAUCAACUGCAUUGCUAUGGGAGGAGUUCAGGUCAAAGUCAAACACAAGCUUUACAGUGUCCAGUGAGCACUGGGAGAAGUUUUAUUAAUGGAAGUAAUGGAAGAGGAGGUUAUAAUAUGCAUCAUCAUCAGUAUGUUGAUGGCCAAGGUCACAGUAAUUAUUCUCAUCAGCAAGGUAGUAAUCAAGGCACAUAAUUGGGUAAAAACUAAUUACCUUAUAAUUAUAUAUAUAUAUUCUGUUCUUUGGCUUUUGUUUUUACUGGGCUCUAACGUAAUAGAUUUUAUUUUUAUUUUUUUAUAAAAUUAUGUUUGAAAGUGUCUGAUUUAUUGUAAUGUACUAAUGUGUAUCUUAGAAAUAAAUACCUUACAAUAAAUUGAAAUGUAAA